This is a messenger RNA of Monascus purpureus, 1122 nucleotides long. The record is from the annotation of a GenBank genome assembly. NCBI's taxonomy places the organism in Eukaryota, Fungi, Ascomycota, Eurotiomycetes, Eurotiales, Aspergillaceae.
AUGUCCAGUUUCGAGCCCAAUUCGGUCCUCCGCGGCUUUCAGCUGGUGAUUGUUGCAACUGUCCGGGCUCUCCGGAAUCCCGAACUAUUCAAGUACCGUCACUUUCAGCAGGCGGCCGUCGCCGUCGGCGUCGGAGUUGCGACUCAGGUCGUUGUUCAAAUUCCAAUCUCUGGAAUCAGACUCAUUGUCUGGGCCGUGUCGUCAGCGUCUGGUGCCGAUGGUGCUGUGUGGGAUGCAAAGGUGCAUAGCCGCCUCGAUUUUGUUUCCAAAUCCGUCCUCCAAGUUCCUUUCCUGUUUAUGACCUUGAUGGGAUACAUCACACCUACUUUGGAUGAGAUUUUUAUGGAGUCGCUGAAAUGGGUCGACACAACCUAUGUCCAAAAACACAAGUCGGACGACCCCAAGUCUCUGCGGGCUAUGUACUACCCCAACAUGGCCCUGUACUCUACUUCUCGAAAGCGAGUCAAGGUCAAAACAGAACCGUCCAAGCCAUUACCUGAAGCCAUGCGGGCAUUCGGCCGCAGAUACGCCCGGAAGAUGGCUACGCUAUUGGGAAUCUAUCUGGCAUCCCUGCUUCCCGUGGUGGGUCGGUUCGUAGCACCAGCAGUCAGUUUCUACACGUUCCGCAAAACCGUUGGAACGAAUCCUGCCGCGGCAAUUUUCGGUGUUGGUCUCCUUCUCCCUAGAAGAUUCCUUAUCACAUUCCUACAUACAUACUUUGCUUCGCGGAGCUUGAUGCGUGACCUCCUGGAACCUUAUUUCCGACGUAUCCAAUACACCCCACAACAGAAGCGUAAAUGGUUCUCGGACCGUGAAGGCGUUCUCUUCGGUUUCGCAUUCGGUUGGACCAUGAUUCUCAAGACCCCGUUCUUAGGGCAGCUCCUAUACGGCGUCUCCGAAGCUGCAACGGCAUAUCUCAUCACGAAGAUCACCGACCCCCCUCCACCACCGGCCGAGAGUGAAGGGUUCCCGGAGACACAGGUUACGUGGAAAAACAAGCACGAGUUCCUGCAUCUGUCUCUGGAUAAUAUUGAUAAGCUUAAUGUUGCCAACAACAAGAACGAUGAGGAGACGAAAGAGACGGGGAUUUCAACGGGGUUCUCGGGGAGGAGGUUCACCUAA